UCGGUAGAGAGCUCCUGCGUCAACUGUCACAAUAGUCAUGGAAUGAAUGUAAACAUGGCAGUUUGUGUAGCAAUUAUUGGAAAAGAUAACUCGCCUAAAUUUUUUGCCUGUCUAAAUCCAGAUGAAGAACUCAGCUUCCAAUAUAAAGUUCUAUCAUCAUUAGAUGUUGUAGAAGAAAAAUUAACAACAACAACCAAAGGAGGAACCGACGCCAGGGAUUUAUUUUUAGGAAUUUUAUAUUCCCUGGAAACACACAGAAUAUAUGGAUAUGUGACUAAUACAAAAAUUAAAUUUAUAAUAGUUGUGGAUUCAACAAACACAUCACUUAGGGAUAAUGAAAUUAGAUCUAUGUUCAGAAAACUACAUUCCGAGUAUGCAGAUAUAGUAGCCAAUCCAUUUUAUGUGCCAGGAGAUCCAAUUUGUUCAAAGCAAUUUUUAAAUAAUGUUAAGAACAUUAUGACUGGAACUGUGUAAUUUUAUAUUUAAAUGUAUUUAUUUCUAUAAUUAUAAGUAUACAUGUAAAUAAAAAAUGUUAAUAAUUGUAGAA
Aethina tumida (small hive beetle) is the source of this 547-nucleotide messenger RNA. Its product is annotated as trafficking protein particle complex subunit 2-like protein. The record is from RefSeq and is a predicted model, not a curated record. The transcript has 5 exons. Gene Ontology annotation, biological process: endoplasmic reticulum to Golgi vesicle-mediated transport. The coding region runs from base 43 to 474 and encodes 143 amino acids. Lineage: Eukaryota; Metazoa; Arthropoda; Insecta; Coleoptera; Nitidulidae. Gene Ontology annotation, cellular component: cytoplasm; TRAPP complex; nucleus.